Messenger RNA from Poecile atricapillus (Black-capped chickadee), 939 nucleotides. Its product is annotated as serine/threonine-protein kinase pim-1-like. The record is from RefSeq and is a predicted model, not a curated record. Lineage: Eukaryota; Metazoa; Chordata; Aves; Passeriformes; Paridae. The transcript is spliced from 6 exons. Gene Ontology annotation, cellular component: cytoplasm. Gene Ontology annotation, biological process: protein autophosphorylation; negative regulation of apoptotic process; regulation of mitotic cell cycle. The coding region runs from base 1 to 939 and encodes 312 amino acids. Gene Ontology annotation, molecular function: ATP binding; protein serine/threonine kinase activity.
AUGCCCCCAGCCCGCCCCUGGCCCCGGCCCCGGCCGCGGCGCCGGCACCGGCCCCGGGCGUCCCGCCUCUCUCUCGCCUUAGCCCGGCUCCGGCCGAGCUGGCGCUGGCGCUUCUGGGUCGGGGAGCGCUCGGGGGCCGUUCCUGGCCCCGGGCCGAGCGCUGACGGCCGCGUCUCGCCCCCAGGGAAUGCGCACAAGGGCCCGAAGGAGCGGUACCGAGUGGGUUCGUUGCUGGGGCGCGGCGGAUUCGGCAGCGUCUUCGCAGCCACGAGGCUCUCGGACGGUGCCCCGGUGGCCAUCAAAAAGGUGCCGCGGGAUCGCAUCCGGCGCUGGGGCGAGCUGCCCGACGGUACACGUGCGCCCCUGGAGAUUGUGCUAAUGGACAGGGUGUCCUCUGGGUGUGCUGCAGUGAUUCAGCUCCUCGAGUGGCUUGAGCUGCCCGACAGCUUCUUGUUGGUGCUGGAGCGUCCGCAGCGGUGCCAGGACCUCUCGCAUUUGCUGGCAGAGCGGAGGUUCCUGCCGGAGGAGGAGGCGCGGGGCCUGUUUUGCCAGGUGCUGGAGGCCAUGCAGCACUGCAGCAGCUGCGGGGUCCUGCACAGAGACAUCAAGCCCGAGAACAUCCUGCUGGACCUGGCCACGGGGCAAGUGAAACUGAUUGACUUUGGCUGUGGCACCUUCCUCCAAGACACAGCCUACACCCGAUUUGCAGGAACCCUGUCCUACAGCCCACCAGAGUGGUUCUACCAGCGAUGCUACCACGGCCAGGCAGCAACCAUCUGGUCCCUGGGGCUCCUGCUGUACCAGCUGGUGACAGGGAAGCACCCAUUCAGGAAGGGCCAGCAGAUCGUCUGGGGGCAGAUCUUCUUCCCGCGACGGCUCUCCCAAGACACCAAGGACAACCGCAAGGAUGACAAUGUCUUCAUCCACGUGGCCAGCUGA